UAGUGGGGGGGUGCAGAGGUCGCCGAUUGACAGCUGAGGCCACACACUCGCCGCAGCACUUACCUUCAUCGUGAACAGCUUCCCGCACCAGGGGCAGAAGUAUUUCGCAUCGUGGUCUGGGUGGAAUUUGUGCUUGUAAAAUGGCAAAAGUUAUUGGUCUCACGUGUAACGCCAAUCGCUUCUAUUCAGCAACAGCUUCUAAGGUAAAAGCGCGAAAAUAUGUUCUGACCAAAUACUUCGAAGGAGAACCUAAGAAAAGCGAUUUCCAGAUAGUCGAAGAAGAGCUGCCCGAAUUAAAAGAUGGAGAAAUUUUAACUGAAGCAGAAUUUCUCAGCGUUGAUCCAUACAUGCGAGCUUAUAUGAUUGGCUAUAAACUACCUACAGAUAUGAUUGGUGGUCAAGUGGCGAAGAUAAUUGCCAGCCGCAAUAAAAAAUUCCCGGAAGGGAAAUAUGUAGCCGGUUCAUUUGGAUGGCGAACUCAUACUGUAUGCAACCCCUCGGUGGCGCCAACAAUUGGGUUUCUGCCUACCACUCUCUUGCCGGACAUUAGCCCUCACCCGGUGUCUCUUGGCUUGGGCGUUCUCGGCAUGCCAGGGAACACUGCACAUUUUGGGCUGAAGGAAAUUUGCCAUGCCAAGCCCGGGGAGACGAUUGCGAUUACGGGGGCAGCCGGCGCGGUCGGCUCCCACGUCGGCCAAAUUGCUAAGGCACUUGGUUGUCGCGUUAUUGGUUUCGCCGGCACUGAUGAUAAAUGUCAAUAUUUAGAAAAGGAUCUAGGAUUCGACAAAGCAUAUAAUUACAAGACGGCUAAUAUAAGAAAUGCAUUAAAAGAUGGCGCUCCGAAUCAAGUCGAUUGCUACUUUGAUAAUGUUGGUGGUGAAAUUAGUACGACUAUAAUGAACUAUAUGAAUAAGUACGGAAGAGUGGCAGUAUGUGGCUCUAUAUCAUCCUAUAAUGACAUGAAAUUACCUAAAGUAACAAUUUUACAACCAGCUAUAGUGUUCAAAGAGUUGAAAGUUGAAGGAUUCUUAGUGAACAGAUGGAUAGAUCGCUGGGACGAAGGUAUAAAUGCCAAUUUAAAAUUAUUACGUGAAGGAAAACUGAAGUACAAUGAAAAAAUUUAUCACGGAUUUGACAACAUGGUGGAGGCUUUGGUCGGGAUGCUGAGAGGCGAGAACACAGGAAAAGCAAUCGUCAAAGUAAAAUAGAUUAAGUACAGAUUUUUUUAAAUUAAGUAUUCUAAAAAUACAAGGGGUUUGUUUUUAUAUAA
This is a messenger RNA of Amyelois transitella, 1270 nucleotides long. Its product is annotated as prostaglandin reductase 1. Gene Ontology annotation, molecular function: 15-oxoprostaglandin 13-reductase [NAD(P)+] activity; 2-alkenal reductase [NAD(P)H] activity. NCBI's taxonomy places the organism in Eukaryota, Metazoa, Arthropoda, Insecta, Lepidoptera, Pyralidae. Gene Ontology annotation, cellular component: cytoplasm. Gene Ontology annotation, biological process: prostaglandin metabolic process. The coding region runs from base 141 to 1208 and encodes 355 amino acids. The transcript is spliced from 8 exons. The record is from RefSeq and is a predicted model, not a curated record.